AUGUCAACGGAGGAUCAGGGGCAGAGGGACGAGCAAGAGGAAGGGGAGGAGGAAGAAAUCGAGCCAUACAUGGGCCCCUCGCAAAGUCAAGAAAAGAUGAAGUAUGGUUGUCUUGUUCAAGACCUCGGCAUCGAGAUCUUUGUGGGGGAGUCCAAGGUAUGCAGCGGCAUGGGCCUGUACGUCGCAGUGGCAGCCAGCGAGCAUGUUGCGGAAGUCACUCUUCCAGCAGGGACGUUGAUCAGCGGCUACUCGAAGGAGGGAACAUGGUCAUCGUUAUCGCAAGGGGACAAGGCAGUGGCAUUCGCCUUCGACAAGCCAGACACGCUGGUGGUGUACGACCGAGAGCUCAUGACUCUGAUCGACGCCGCGGGCUCUGCUGCAGACCUCUCGGACAACAUGACAGGAGCAGUCGCAGGACAUAACAUCUUCUUCGACGAGGCCUCGCAAGACCUCAGGGUAGAGCCAGACGUCAACUGGGCUCGAGGGAGAUUCUUCGUUCCGGUAGAGGACGGUGGGCCGGUUGGACCAGCCAACUUCGGCAUGUUUGCGAAUGACCUGGCGUACGAGGAGGGGAUGACGCAAGAGGAGUACGCGAGGAGCAUGCAGAAGAACGUGCUGCAGCUGGUGUGGAGGAUGGCGGUGGAGGAUGGACACCUCAGUCCGACAUGGCCUGUCGUCUUUCUCAAUCAGGCCGUGUGCUUCAGGAACGCAGAGCCGAUGGAGAUCGGAUUGAGCUACGGGUGGAGAUACUGGCAGAACCUUCAGAGCAAGCAGGAGACGAGCUGA
Messenger RNA from Guillardia theta CCMP2712, 786 nucleotides. RefSeq lists its product as hypothetical. Lineage: Eukaryota; Cryptophyceae; Pyrenomonadales; Geminigeraceae. The transcript has a single exon. The coding region runs from base 1 to 786 and encodes 261 amino acids. The record is from RefSeq and is a predicted model, not a curated record.